AUGGGUCUAGGAUCCCCGUUUACGCUCAACGGAAGGAACAUAUCCAAUUGCACCAGCUACGUUCAUCUUGGUCGGGAAAUGAACAUGAAGAACGACCUGACCCUGGAGCUGAGUACGAGGAGACGAGCGGCUUGGAGAGCGUAUAAGAGCAUUGAGCAUGUAGUGGGGAAGGCCAAGAACACCCGGCUCCGUGCUCACCUCUUCAACAGAUCCGUGCUUCCUGCUUUUACCUAUGCUUCGGAAACCUGGGCAUUUCGCAAGCAGGAAGAAAACGCGGUGGGCGUCAUUGAACGCGCAAUUGAGAGAGUGAUGCUAGGAGUAUCCCGUUUCACGCAAGAGAGAGAUGGGAUUCGAAAUUCUCUCCUACGUCAGCGAUCAAAGAUUACAGACGCCGCCGCGUUUGCCAAGGAAAGUAAAAUAAGGUGGGCCGGACACGUAAUGCGCUUUAACGACAACCGCUGGACCAGAGCCGUGAGCAACUGA
Molecule: messenger RNA, 483 nt
Organism: Necator americanus (New World hookworm)
Lineage: Eukaryota; Metazoa; Nematoda; Chromadorea; Rhabditida; Ancylostomatidae
Exons: 1
Coding region: 1-483 (160 amino acids)
Source: RefSeq, a predicted model, not a curated record